GAGCCGCUGCCGGUCCCGCCCCGGAAGGCGCCGUAGCGAAGCGCGAGUGAUGGCGGCGCUGGGUGCCCGCGGGCCGGUGGCGGUAGCGGUAGCGCUGCUGCGGAGGGGACCGGCACCGGGGCUGCGACCGGUACCGCGCCGGUACCGGUACAAGGAGAAGUGGGCUGCCACAGCUCCCCGCAUCCCAUGCACACGUCUGGCCUUGCACCACUUGGACACGAGCUACAGCCUGCAGCUGAAGGACCUGUGGCCCUCUGUCCGCGCCAGCUUGCUCUGUGAGCAGAAGUACGGUGCCCUCCUCAACAACUUCUCUGCUGAUGAUUACGUCACUCAGGAGCUGGAGCUGAUGAACGCCACUGAUUUUGUGUCCGAAGGCUCCAAAAAGGCACAGCAGGGUGCAGCUGCAGAAGAAGUGAGAAGAGAGGAGAACAGGUCCCAGGAGGGACCUGGGAAGGUCAGGACAGUGGUGCAGACAGAGACACAGGCAGAGAUGUCACCUCCACUUCGUGCCUCCAUCAACUCCAACAUCAAGUGUUACACCUACCCCAGGGGGGACAUCACACGCUUCCGCCCUGCACGGCAAGACUCUCUGGGGCUCCUUGACUAUUAUCUCAUGGAUGCAGCGUCUCUCCUGCCUGUCCUGGCGCUCGACGUGCAGCAGGGUGAUUUGGUCCUUGACCUCUGUGCUGCUCCGGGUGGCAAGACUCUGGCUCUGCUGCAGACUGGGCUUUGCGGGCAUCUGGCAGCCAACGACGUCUCCAUUUCCCGGACAAAGAGGCUGUACAGCAUUCUCAACAGCUAUGUUCCCAAAAAUGUCAGGGAAACUGUGAGUGUUACAUCCUAUGAUGGAAGAGACUGGGAGCAGCUGGAAGGUGGCACUUUCCAUAAGGUCCUGGUGGAUGUGCCCUGCACGACAGACAGACACUCUGUCAUGGAGGAGGAGAACAACAUCUUCCACAAGAGACGAACCAAGGAGCGCCAGAUGCUGCCCAUGCUGCAGCUGCAGCUGCUGAUGGCUGGGAUCCUCGCUACCAAGCCGGGAGGAAAGGUGGUGUAUUCUACGUGCUCCCUCUCCUCGCUGCAGAAUGAGUGUGUGAUCGAGAGAGCAGUGGACAUUGCAGAAACACAGUUUAACAUCAGUGUCCAUGUUGAGGACUUGAGCCACUUCCGGACGCUCUUCCAGGACACGUUUUCCUUCUUCUCGGAUUGCCGGCUGGGGGAGCUUGUUCUGCCUCACCUCACGGCCAACUUUGGACCUAUGUAUUUCUGCAGACUGCACCGGGUGUAGAAGGGGUAACAGGCUGUGCUGGCUACCAGGAAAUGCCCCGGAUUUCCAGGGAAAGCAGAACUGCUUUGUAUUUAUUUUUCUUUUUGGAAUGUCCCACAGGAAGUGUGCUUU
Pezoporus occidentalis (night parrot) is the source of this 1399-nucleotide messenger RNA. RefSeq names its product NOP2/Sun RNA methyltransferase 4 (gene NSUN4). Gene Ontology annotation, molecular function: RNA methyltransferase activity. Gene Ontology annotation, biological process: rRNA methylation. The record is from RefSeq and is a predicted model, not a curated record. Gene Ontology annotation, cellular component: mitochondrial large ribosomal subunit. Lineage: Eukaryota; Metazoa; Chordata; Aves; Psittaciformes; Psittacidae. The coding region runs from base 50 to 1288 and encodes 412 amino acids. The transcript is spliced from 6 exons.